GGCACGGCACGGCACGGCACGACCGAGCUCCAGUCUGCCCCCGCCCCCAUCCGCACCGCACGUCCGCCUUGGCCCGGCAAAUGGCGUCGCCGGCGCGGCGGCUCCUGCAGACCAACUCCGUGCAGUACCCGACGCUCCCCGCGGCCGACCCGCCGAGCCCGCUGGCCGUCGACUCCGACGUGGUGGUCAUCCUCGCCGCGCUCCUAUGCGCGCUCAUCUGCGUCGUGGGGCUGGCCUCCGUGGCCCGGUGCGCGCGCUCCCGCGCCGCGCCCGCCGCCGCCAGGAGGGGGCUCAGGAAGAAGGCGCUCAGGGCGCUGCCGAGCCUCGCGUACGAGGACGCCGUGGCGGCCCGGGCCGGGGACGGGGCGGCGGAGGUCCUGGCGGAGUGCGCCAUCUGCCUCUCGGAGUUCGCGCCACGGGAGGAGGUCCGCGUGCUGCCGCAGUGCGGCCACGCCUUCCACGUCGCCUGCAUCGACACCUGGCUCGCCGCCCACUCCUCCUGUCCCUCGUGCCGCCGCGUCCUCGUCGUCGGCGACGCCGCCAGUAAGCGCCCGCCCCAGCCUAAGCGCUGCCGCAAGUGCGAGGCGGCCAUGGACGAACCCUCCUCGUCGUCCGGUUCCGCCGGCGACACGGCUACCGGUUCCUGACCCUUCUCACGAGUGCCACAGCCACGCCGCCGCCAGUUUCUAGCAACUGGGCCGGCAAGCUUAGCUCCACUGGAAUUCCGUCAUCAUCAGGUGCCGCCGGUUUCUAGCAACUGGGUUGGCAAUCUUUAGCUCCACUCCAGUUCAUUCCAAGGAUUCGAACGUUGAUGCUGUAAAUUGCAGGUUGGUCGAUUAUGUACAUAUUUAUUUUCAGAUUAGAAACAUGUUAAAGUAUCGUGUGAAUGUGAAUCUCAGAAACAGAAUCUUUCUUCGCAACUC
This is a messenger RNA of Zea mays, 923 nucleotides long. RefSeq names its product putative RING zinc finger domain superfamily protein. The coding region runs from base 81 to 647 and encodes 188 amino acids. The record is from RefSeq and is marked provisional. NCBI's taxonomy places the organism in Eukaryota, Viridiplantae, Streptophyta, Magnoliopsida, Poales, Poaceae. The transcript has a single exon.